This is a messenger RNA of Syzygium oleosum, 1790 nucleotides long. Its product is annotated as UPF0481 protein At3g47200-like. Lineage: Eukaryota; Viridiplantae; Streptophyta; Magnoliopsida; Myrtales; Myrtaceae. Bases 243 to 1613 code for a protein of 456 amino acids. The transcript has 2 exons. The record is from RefSeq and is a predicted model, not a curated record.
CCCAUUCCUUCACCGUGUACCGUGUAUGGCUUUCUUCAACGAGUCCAGAAACUUUAGUCUUCGUCUCCCUAAUUGACUGCCAAAAAAAAAAAUACAAAGAUUAGUCUUUCUCUACUAUUAUUUCCAGGUAGUAUGGCCUACUCUUUACUGGGCAGAAACAAAAGAGAGGCCAAAGCCAAAGCUUCCUCAUCCCCAAGAUUGAAUCUACCCAAAAUAGGAUAGUUUUUGGCAAUUAAGCUCAGAUGUCCAGAGCUUCAAACUCCCGCAGCAACCACUGCACAGAGAAUGGAAGCUUCGUGCAUCAUGUCGUCCAUAUCGACCCGAGUUUCUUAUCAGAAUUGGAAGGGACAAUGCAAGAAUUGCCAAGGCUCUUAAACAGUUCAGCAGGAAGAGAUUCUUGUUGCAUCUUCAGAGUCCCUCAGAGCCUAUCUGAGAUCAAUGAGAAGGCCUACCGGCCUCAUAUCGUCUCCAUCGGUCCCUUCCACCAUGGGAAGCCGCAGUACCAGAUGAUCCAGGAGCACAAAAGGCGGUUCCUGAGCGAUCUCCUAUUGCAGGCGGAGAGCAGGAGAGUUGUGCUCAAGGACUUAUUCGAGGCGGUAGCUCCAAUGGAGGAGAAGAUCCGGGAGAGCUAUUCGGAGACCUUGGAAUUCAAUGGCCAGGACCUUAUCUGGAUGAUGGUGCUCGAUGGUUGCUUCAUUAUCGAGCUGUUCUGCAAAGUAGGAAGGAUAGUCCCGGCCGAUCCCAACGACCCUUUAGUCACUAUGGCUUGGAUUUUGCCGUCUUUAAUGAGGGAUCUCCUCCGGCUCGAGAACCAAAUUCCUUACUUUGUUCUGCAGAAGUUAUUUGAUCUGUCUGUUGGAUCCGAAAAUGGUGGCCCCUCCUUGGCCAAGCUUGCCUUGGGGUUCUUCAACUACAUGGUGCAAAGACCGGUCCCCGCGUUGGAGAAGUACUACGAUAAAGAAGGAAAGCAUUUGCUUGACUUGUUCCGCAUGAGCUAUAUGCCCAAGGACCCCGAUUGCCAGGAGGAAGUAAGGUCGCUGAGAUUCCUUCACCUGAUUCAAUCUGCGAAGAAGCUCGAUCAAGCCGGAGUCAAGUUCAGGCCAAGGAAGACUCACAGCAUCUUGGACAUCAAAUUCAGAAAUGGCAUCCUCGAGAUUCCUGUCUUGACUAUUGACGACUUCUGGAGCUCUUUGUUCCUCAAUUUUGUUGCUUUUGAGCAGUGCUAUUGCCAUUCCACCAAGCACAUCACAACCUAUGUAACUUUUAUGGGGUGUCUUAUUAAUACGCCUGCUGAUGCUGGGUUCCUCGGCGACCACAAGAUUGUUGAGAAUUAUUUUGGGACGGACAAGGAAGUUGCCCGUUUCUUCAAUAAUGUCGGGAAAGAUGUGGUGUUUGACAUUCACAGGAGCUAUUUGUCCAAGGUUUUCGAGGACGUGAACCGGUACUACCAAAAUGGUUGGCACGUCCGAUGGGCCGGCUUCAAGCACACGUACUUCAACACCCCAUGGUCCUUCAUGUCGGCCUUGGCGGCACUCAUACUCCUGAUACUCACCAUAGUUCAGUCCUUCGUUACUGUCUAUGCAUAUUUCUAUCCUCCUGCCAACCAGAAUUAGCAGAAGUCUGGGUUUGCCAUCUUCAGGAAUUGGUCGAGGUUGAGCUGCAGAUUAAAACUUGAGCUGCAAAUCUUGUAGAAUCCGUUGGGUGUUAUGUUAUUGAAGGUUCAAAUGGUUCUUGACCACUUGUGUACAAUCAGCCCAUGUAAAUGCAGCAACAUAUAAUUAUUAGCUCUA